UGAUUCCAUGGGGUAAAUAAAAAUCCCAAAAAAGGUAAAAUAAAAUAAAAUAAAAAGAUUUCAGUUACAUAAAAAGCCACAACCGUGUUAAGAAGGAAGGAGAAACAAACACAUAAAAAAUAAAGAAUAAAAGAAGACAGAGACGCCUGCUUGAUCGCCGGCGUUCUGUGUCACCCACCCCGUCCACGUCUUUCAUCUCUUUUGUUCUCGAUCAGGAGAAUGCAAAACUAGUCUUAAAGACAAUCCAAAGUUGAGGAAUUGGAGGGAUUCAAUGGAGUCCAACAACCAGCAGCAGCAUCAAGAACUUGUAGCCUCUAAAACGGAUCCUCUCUCCAUUUCUCAAUUGAACAUAUCUUCUUCUUCUUCUUCGCCAUUGCCUCAGGUCAACAUGGCGGAGGAACUUUUAAAGAGUCAUAGACAUUCUCUUUCUCCUAAUGAAGGCCUCCCCUCAAAAGAUGAUGACGACUCUACCGACCCAAACUAUGACACCAUCGAGGGCAACAAUGGACAUUCAGAUCCAACAAGCUUCGAUGCAGAUUUAUGCGAGUACAAGAAAAAAGCCACGAUCAUCGUCGAGGAAUACUUCAGCACCAACGAUGUUGUCUCAGUUGCUAACGAGCUCAAAGAGCUUGGAAUGGCCGAGUACCGUUACUACUUCGUCAAGAAGCUAGUCUCCAUGGCCAUGGACAGGCACGACAAGGAGAAAGAAAUGGCUGCGUUUCUCUUGUCCACCCUCUACGCCGAUGUCAUCGACCCUCCAGAGGUUUACAGAGGCUUCAACAAGCUGGUCACUUCCGCAGACGAUCUCUCCGUAGACAUCCCAGACGCUGUCGAUGUUCUUGCUGUCUUUGUGGCUCGUGCCAUCGUCGACGACAUCCUCCCUCCUGCGUUUCUCAAGAAGCAGAUGAACUUGCUCCCUGAGGACUCCAAAGGCGUGGAGGUUUUGAGGAAGGCUGAGAAGAGCUAUCUAGCGGCUCCGCUUCAUGCUGAAGUCGUUGAGAAGAGAUGGGGAGGGGCUGAUAACUGGACGGCUGAGGACGUGAAAGGGAGGAUCAACGAGCUGUUGAAAGAGUAUGUGAUGAGCGGAGACAAGAAGGAGGCUUUCAGAUGCAUCAAAGGGUUGAAAGUCCCUUUCUUCCAUCACGAGAUUGUCAAAAGAGCGCUGAUCAUGGCCAUGGAGAGGCGCAGGGCGCAAGAGAAGCUGUUAGAGUUGCUGAAAGAAGCGACUGAGGUUGGUUUGAUAAACUCCACUCAGGUGACUAAAGGGUUUAGCAGAAUCAUUGAUUUGAUUGAAGAUUUGUCUCUUGACAUACCUGAGGCGCGUAGUGUGUUACAGUGUUUUAUCUCAAAGGCUGCUUCUGAAGGAUGGUUGUGUGCUUCUUCUCUCAAAACGCUCUCCGCUGAUUCAGGUGAGAAGUUACUUGAAAACUCCAAGGCUAGUGUGUUUAAAGACAAGGUUAAGUCGAUUGUCCGAGAAUAUUUCCUGUCGGGUGACGCUUUGGAGGUUGUGCAUUGUCUUGAAACCGAGCUGGGUGCGUGUUCGAGUCAGCUGCGUGCGAUCUUUGUCAAGUAUCUGAUAACUCUAGCGAUGGAUAGGAAGAAGAGAGAGAAAGAGAUGGCUUGUGUUCUUCUCUCGUCUCUUGACUUCCCUGCCAAAGACGUCAGAAAAGCAUUCUCGAUGCUGAUUGAAUCUGCAGACGACACUGCUUUAGACAACCCGGUGGUGGUUGAAGACCUGGCCAUGUUCUUAGCCAGAGCUGUGGUUGACGAGGUGUUAGCUCCACGUGAUUUGGACGAGCUCUUGAGCCAGCCAGGCUCAAGCGUGGGGGAGAAAGUGAUUCAGACGGCGAAGACGUUGCUGAAAGCGCGUUUGUCCGGUGAAAGGAUCUUGCGUUGCUGGGGAGGAGGAGGGGUUGAAACAAACUCUCCGGGGUGCACUGCGAGCGAAGUGAAGGAGAAGAUUCAGGUGCUUCUUGAAGAGUAUGUAUCUGGUGGAGAGUUGGGAGAAGCUUGUAGGUGCGUGAAGGAGCUUGGGAUGCCGUUUUUCCACCACGAGGUUGUGAAGAAGUCGGUGGUGAGGAUCAUAGAGGAGCAGGAGAAGAAGGAGAGGGUUUGGAAGCUGCUGAAAGUGUGUUUUGAGUCGGGGCUGGUGACGAUAUAUCAGAUGACAAAAGGGUUUAAGAGGGUGGGCGAGUCGGUUGAGGAUCUGUGUUUGGAUGUCCCUGAUGCUUGGGAGAAGUUUAAAAGUUGCGUGGAGAGAGCCAAGGUUGAAGGGUUCUUGGAUGAAUCGUUUGCUUUUGAGGAGGAAGCACAAGGUGUGAAAGACAAGGGCUCGUCUUCGUCUGCAGCAACCUGAAACCUCUUUGACUAGAGAGACGCAAAGUUACAUUUUGAAUCCCUUUUUCUGGUUUUAUAUAUAUACUAAAAGUUUUGGUACUUUGAUGAUGAUCUUACAGAAAGCUUCUCAUCUUAGUGACGUUUUGUUAUAACUUAUUUACUUAUUUUGUUCCUCUUUUAAUUUUAAAGUUGACCUGCUUUUUUUU
Molecule: messenger RNA, 2543 nt
Organism: Brassica oleracea var. oleracea
Lineage: Eukaryota; Viridiplantae; Streptophyta; Magnoliopsida; Brassicales; Brassicaceae
Exons: 4
Coding region: 272-2356 (694 amino acids)
Biological process (GO): negative regulation of DNA-templated transcription
Source: RefSeq, a predicted model, not a curated record